This is a messenger RNA of Cynoglossus semilaevis (tongue sole), 987 nucleotides long. RefSeq names its product DNA replication licensing factor mcm5. Bases 137 to 823 code for a protein of 228 amino acids. The transcript is spliced from 5 exons. Gene Ontology annotation, cellular component: MCM complex; nucleus. Gene Ontology annotation, molecular function: 3'-5' DNA helicase activity; single-stranded DNA binding; DNA replication origin binding. NCBI's taxonomy places the organism in Eukaryota, Metazoa, Chordata, Actinopteri, Pleuronectiformes, Cynoglossidae. Gene Ontology annotation, biological process: DNA replication initiation; double-strand break repair via break-induced replication. The record is from RefSeq and is a predicted model, not a curated record.
CACUCCACUCCCCCCCUCCCCUCCCCCCCAGGCUGGAAUCACCACCACCCUGAACUCCCGUUGUUCAGUCCUGGCCGCGGCCAACUCUGUUUACGGACGCUGGGACGACACAAAGGGCGAGGACAACAUUGACUUCAUGCCCACCAUCUUGUCCCGCUUCGACAUGAUCUUCAUCAUCAAAGACCUCCACGACCAGCAGAGGGACAUGACUCUGGCUCGUCAUGUGAUGAACGUGCACUUGAGCGCUCAGGCGCAGACCGAGGGGGUGGAGGGGGAGAUCCCACUGGCCACCUACAAGAAGUACAUCGCCUACGCCAGAGCGAAGUGCGGCCCUCGUCUGUCCGUGGCCGCGGCAGAGAAACUGAAGAACAGAUACGUGGUGAUGAGGAGCGGGGCCCGCGAGCACGAGAGAGAGACGGACAGAAGACCCUCCAUCCCCAUCACCGUCAGGCAGCUGGAGGCGGUGGUCCGCAUCGCAGAGUCUCUGGCCAAGAUGAAGCUCCAGGCUGUGGCCGGAGAGGAGGAGGUGGACGAGGCCCUGAGACUCUUCCAGGUGUCCACGCUGGACGCCGCGCUGUCCGGAAGCCUCUCGGGAGUGGAGGGCUUCACGUCCCAGGAGGACCAGGAAAUGAUCUCACGGGUGGAGAAGCAGCUGAAGAGACGCUUCGCCAUCGGUUCCCAGGUGUCGGAGCACAGCAUCGUCCAAGACUUCACCAAACAGAAAUAUCCAGAACACGCCAUCUACAAAGUCCUGCACCUGAUGCUGAGGAGAGGGGAGCUGCAGCACCGCAUGCAGAGGAAGGUUCUGUACCGGGUCAAGUAACUACCGUACUUUUCACUGAUGUCUCUGUACAUAGUUGUCAAACAUGAAGUAUUACUCCAUGCUGUACUCGUUGCUGUACUUCAUCUGUGGGAUGGAGAACGUGUUUAUCUCUGAAUGAGGUGGAAAAAGUCCAAAUAAAUAAAGUUUAGUUUCUGUGCACUGCA